GCUCCCUGUCGCUUAAGAAGAACUCACUGAGGCAGCCUGCCAUCUAGCUUUUUCACAGCAAAAUAGGCUUGCAGACUGCAGAUGAGAGACUCGGGAGCAGAGACAAUUUUAACUUAGCCAUCCCUAAUUUAUCUCAAGCUUUUUCAAUUCAUCUUCACUGCUCUAUGCACACUGGAACACCAGAUUGUCAACCCCUGGGAACAGAAUGCAACCAGGGAUCUAGAGAGCUGUCACAUCCUGAGAAAUAUUCAAAUUGUGCUGAUUUUCUUCUGGAGUGCUGAGCAGAGGGAAUGAAACUCUCCAUCAAGUCAUAGCUGUGCGGGCAAUAGAUCAGAGGAUACUGCCAGUUUUUCUAGUGGAUUAUUGUUAUCGGGCAGGUUCUUCCUGAAGGCUCUUUUUAGUGAAGCAGAUGUAGCUUGGAUUUCAUCGUGUGACCUUGACACUUACUGUUAAGCCCUUCAGAUAUCUGUUUGAUUUGGAAAGGUUAAAAGAUAUAAUAAGGCAACAUCUUCAAAGGAAUGAAGAGGCUUUUCCUACUGCGUUUUGGAUACACCUGACUGUUGGAUACCUAUGGCUCAGAACUCUGUCUGGAGGUGACACUACUAUACGUCGUUCUUCACAUGAGACUCAGCUUGAAAUAUUGUGAUAAAAUGAGAUGCUUGCGGAAACGAUCAGCAGUGUCAUUCUUAGGAGUCCUUGUCAUUUGCUUGCUGUUCAUGAAUUUGUACAUUGAAGAUGGUUAUGUUUUGGAAGGGGACAAGCAAUUAAUCAGAGAAACAGCCACGCACCAGCUCAACCCAGAGCGCUAUGUUCACACUUUUAAAGAUUUGUCUAAUUUCUCAGGAUCUAUAAACAUUUCCUAUCGCUACCUAGCUGGCACGCCUUUGCCAAGGAAAAGGUAUCUUACAAUUGGGCUAUCCUCUGUGAAACGGAAGAAAGGAAACUACUUGCUUGAGACCAUCAAGUCCAUAUUUGAGCAAUCAAGUUAUGAGGAACUCAAAGAAAUUGCAGUGGUAGUGCAACUGGCAGAUUUUGACUCAGCCUGGUGUGAAGGAAUGGUCCAGGAUAUUUCACAGAAAUUUGCACACCACAUAAUUGCGGGCAGAUUAAUAGUUAUUCACGUCCCUGAGGAUCAUUAUCCUGUACUGGAUGGCCUCAAGAGAAAUUACAAUGACCCAGAGGACCGUGUGAAGUUUCGAUCCAAACAAAAUGUAGAUUAUGCUUUUCUUCUUAACUUUUGUGCUAAUCUUUCUGACUAUUAUGUGAUGCUAGAAGAUGACGUUCGGUGCUCAAAGAAUUUUUUGACUGCCGUUAAGAAAGUAAUUACCUCACGAGAAGGGUCCUACUGGGUGACUUUGGAAUUCUCCAAACUGGGGUACAUUGGAAAGCUUUAUCAUUCACAUGACCUCCCACGCCUGGCCCAUUUUUUAUUGAUGUUCUACCAAGAAAUGCCUUGCGAUUGGCUGCUUAUCCACUUUCGUGGGCUGUUAGCUCAAAAGGAAGUGAUACGUUUUAAGCCAUCUCUGUUUCAGCACAUGGGAUACUACUCAUCUUACAAAGGAGCUGAAAAUAAGCUAAAGGAUGAUGAUUUUGAAGAGGAAUCAUUUGAUAUCCCUGACAACCCACCUGCAAACUUACACACCAACAUGAAUGUAUUUGAAAACUAUGAGGCGAGCAAGGCUUACAGCAGCAUUGAUGAGUACUUCUGGGGCAAAGCGCCUUCUACUGGAGACUUCUAUGGGAUUGUAUUUGAAAAGCCCAUUAAAAUCAAUAAAAUUAAAGUUGUCACUGGAACUGAAGACCGGCAAAAUGACAUUUUGCAUCAUGGCGCCCUGGAAGUAGGAGAAAAGAUUAUAGGGAGUAAAAAAGGGAGACAAUGCACCACUUACUUGAGAUUAGGGGAAUUCAAAAAUGGGAAUAUUGAAAUAACAGAUGUAGAGCACAAAGUUCUGUUUGAUAUUAACUGCAUGAGAAUACUUGUUACCAAAAGUCAAAAAGAAUGGCUGAUCAUUAGGAGCAUUAGCAUUUGGACUUCUCAAACACCAAAUCAAUAAAGUAAAGCCACCUGAGAAGAUACAGAAUGCAUACAGUCAGCUGGGUCCCAACUGGUGCCAUUCCCUAGAAAAACUGAUAUUUCCAGCUCUUCACUAGAGACACAGAAAAUCUGGGGAAAUCACAAAACAAGCAAUUUAUUUUUUACUAGCUUGGCCAGGCAAUAUACAAACACUUAUUUGUUGACAUUUUUGUAUUUUAUAGGAAAUGCAAAGUUCUCAAACCUCACUUGAGAUCUUGAACCCCUUUUUUAUUAACAUUUCUCUGUGAAAGAGAUCUUCUGGACUAAACAGGACUAAACAAAACAUCCUAUAAUUACCAAAAGAUUUAAAGCUAUGACCAGUUCGUUGUGAAAAGAAAUUGGAUUGCACUUUACCCAUAUAUAAAUUUAAAAUGUUGUGGUAGUAUGCAUUUGUACCAUAGCUGGUGAUGUGUUUCUUUUAAAGGCAGUUGUGACAAGGAAAUCUUCCCUGAAACUGGCAGUUUCAUUCUGAGCACUGUAAGAAAAUAGUGCGGCUAAUCAUUGCAACUCCUUUUCAAAUGGGAAUGUAUGUAAAAUUAUAAAUCUGACAUGACAAUUCUGUAUAAAAUAGACAAUUGCAUCUGUUAUUCUGUCUCAACAAAUACCUUUUGUUCUUUUUCCUGGGUCCUUUCACUAAAAUGCACACUACUUGGAUUCUAUACUACUUAGGGGACCAAUUUUUUGAAAAAAAUGCCUCACAGUAAGCAAGCAUUCUGCUUGAGUACAGAUGUCACUAUCAAACCCAAGCACCUCAAGGGCAACACUGUUUUCUUAGGCAGGCAUCUUAAAAAAUCUCAGCUUCAACAUUUUCUGUUCCUUCACAAUAUGCAGUACCCCCGUGAGAAAUUUGCACAUAGCCGAACACUACAGCAUACUUUCCAAGGCCUGUUAUGCCUUCCAUAUCUACAUGUACAGUCCAUGUAUGAUACAAAUGUAAAGUGUACCAGGCUAACCAAUUGGAGGUGAAAGUAAUCACCAGUCUUUCUCAGAUGAUCUCUAGUCAAUAGACCAAACACAAAAUUAAGAAUCCUGAUUCGAUGAAAAGUUAAUAUGUUGAUAAGUUUACGUUCUGGUUUGUUUUUUUUUCCUUCGGUUUUCUAAUUCUGAUCAUGUUAGUUUUGUAGACAUCUUCCCACUACCUCUGGUUAUUCCCUGUAAGCUUAUUUUGCCUGGCUUUAGCCAAUAAGCAGAAAAGUUCCCUCAGUCCUCAUGACUGCAAUAUUGGCUCUGGGCUUUUAGUGCAUCACCCAGGGAGGUUGUAUAGCUAUAUGAUUUAUACUAUUAUGCAUACAUUUGGAUGAGCAGAAUCUAGGGGAAAGGUCCUCUAAGAAAUUAUCCAGACUUUCUCAGAAGACACACUAAGAAAUCCAUGAGUAUCAAGUGUGACACAGAUGAACACUGUCUUGGCAAUCUUAUGAGUACUGUGGUUACCAACUGCAUGUAUGGGUUUUACUUAAACCUGGAAGGCAAGGGUUAAGUUUCAAGAAUGCCCACACUGACCAAGAGUGAACAAAUAACUAUACUCAGUACAUCCAAACCUAACACGGCUAUGGGUAGGAUAAAUUAUUCAAAAAUCUACACAAAACAACAAUGCAGUUACUUUUCCUGGUUCAUAAAUCACGAUAAAUUCAGGCUCAAGUUUGGAAAAUCCCCCAAUACAGAGAAAAGGUACAUUUUAAAAUAUAUCUUCUGAUGUAUACUUGGACAUAAGUCAGAAAAGCACCCUCUUGUCAAAUAGAGUUUUUGUUUCUUAAUGCACACCUAAAUCUCUCUAUUAUUUAUAUAUAUAUCUUCAGUAAAAUAGAUUAAAAGCAGCAUACAUGUUCACUCUGUAAAGGAAAACAAAGCAAUAUUUUAAAAAUUAAAAAUAUUUGCUAAUCUCAAAUGGUUAUGAAUACUUAUGAAAAACUUUUUAACAGUGAUCUUCCAGUAACUAGUUGAUAAUCAAUCAUUAGUGAACACUGAUUUUUUUCAUGAACUGUUACUCUUCUAUUUUUCCUUUCCUUGAUCAUUAACUAUUAGUACCAAAGCAAACAUAACAAGGUUGACCAGGAACGUUGCCCUUACUUUUAUUUGCAGUCCUACUCAGUCUUCUAAAUUAGAAUGGAAAAUAUACUUACCCUGAGGUUUAAAAUUUUCUUGUAAUCAAAAUGAGUGGCUAGUACAAAUUAAAUGCUCUUAACACAAACCUGAAGUGACUUACAUGAUAUUUUUGAAUUAUCAGUUGAACAAAACUGCUUUCCUUUUUGAAUCCACAGUAGUAAUGAGUCUGAUCUUUGAUAUCAUGGCUUAGCAGUGAGAAAGAACACUCAUCUGGCUGUUACUAGUCUGAGAGGGUCAAAGCCUCAAAGGAGUUCCCUCAAAGGAAGCUUUCCUUAGGUGUGGAUAGUGGUAUGUGCUGGGAAUGAGAGGCAUGCACCAGUCUUCCUGUUGAAUUUGAUUUGAUUUGGAAAAAAAUAAUUAACAAUAUGUUUAUUGCAGGAAAUGCAAGAAUGCAGUUCUGUAAGCUAGUGUUUUGAGCACUCACUUCAAUGCAUAGGUCCCAGAUCUCCUUCACAGAAUGCAUAUUUCAUCCAACUCAUUCACAUCAACAAGGUUGCCAAAAAACAAAACAACAACAAAAACAAAGCUGCAAAAAAAAGACAGAUUUCAGAAAAAUAUGUUUGAAGGUUUGUUUUCUUUCUUCAUGUGCUAAGAAAAGUGAUUUCCUUGAAAAGAGAAUUACUUAAUCAGACAUGCGUAUGUUCACUAAUACUUCUCAAAUUUUGGAUUUCCUUUUUUUUCAGUGAUAAAACAGAACAUUAUCAGCAUCACAAAGCUCCGUUCGUUGGUGUAUACUGUUGGUUCUGUUGGUGUGUAUUUCCUGGGUUCAUUUGUGGACUGAAGACUAAACAUCAAUAUUUUCACACUGAAAUGCCAAUACUGAAAAUAUCACACUGUGGUCGGCACAGUGAUGGAUCUAUUCUUCACUAACGUAUAUGUAUUGUUCCUAUUGGCACUGUUUGGGAUUCCUCAUUAUAUAAUGUCCCUGGGACAUUUUUAUUUUUCUGAACUAAAAGCCGUUUUGUCUUCUUUCUUCACAUAGUGUAAUCCCUCUGACAUACGGAAUUCUUGGGAAGAAAAUACUGCUCACUGUGAAUUAAAAGAAGAACUGAGCCCAUAGUUCAGUGCAAAAUAAACAAAUGCAGAAGACAGUAAUUUUUAGGCAAAAUGGU
Molecule: messenger RNA, 5289 nt
Organism: Strigops habroptila (Kakapo)
Lineage: Eukaryota; Metazoa; Chordata; Aves; Psittaciformes; Psittacidae
Gene: MGAT4C
Product: MGAT4 family member C
Exons: 6
Coding region: 621-2054 (477 amino acids)
Biological process (GO): protein N-linked glycosylation
Molecular function (GO): acetylglucosaminyltransferase activity
Source: RefSeq, a predicted model, not a curated record